CACGUCUUAUAAAGAUAUUUCACUCUUAAAUGAGUGUCAAAAAAAAUAUAUAAGAUAAAAAACUGAUUUAUAUCAUGUAUCCUAAUUAUUAAAAUCGUAUAUAAAUUUUUAUAAAGCCAUUGUUAAUUAUUAUUAUUGUUUUUAAUUAUUAAAUGUCAUCGUAUUUGAACAGCAAAGUGAAAAUAUGUAUUUUUUUAAUAAAAUCACAAUCGCUGAUUUUUAAAUUUAUUUUACUGUUCAAUAGCAGCCAGGGGUUAUGACAAAUAGAUACAAAAAUAUAAUAAUUUUAUUAUUGACUACUUAUUAUUUUUAUUUUUAUGAUAUUCAAACAAAAUCAUCAUGUCAGAAAAGUGUAAGGAAUGCACUUGCGUAAAAUGCACAAUAAAUGCCAACAGAUUCAGCGACGUACAUUUACAUGCGGAAAUCGAACAGUUACGUCAAAAAUUAAAGGAAAAAGAAAAUUAUAUUGUUAAAAUAGAAACGCAGUACUUGAAGGAGGUUGACAAAUUUCCAAAUGGUAAAUUGGCGUCGAUGAAGAUUGAUUUACGUCUAUCGGAAGAAAAACAUGCACGACUAAUGGAGGCACAAAAGAGGAUGCUUAAAGUUAAUCAAAAUCUUGAAGAUAAAUUGCUGAAACUUGUUGAUAAAUGUGAGACUGAGAAGAGUGCCUUUAUUAAGGACAUAGCGACACUGUCACAUCGUUUGGCUGAUGCUAAUUUGACAAUUCACAGCUUGUCCCAAGACAAUGCUAGAUACAGAGCUGAUAUGAAUCUAGCUAUUCAAUCGCUUCAAUGUAAACCAUCCAAUUUCGUUGGACAAAAAUACGACGCUUUGCCACUAGAAAUCCAGUCACGAGUAAAACAUUACAUGAGUCAAAAGCGACGUUCAAGCGAUCAAUCACAAUCAGAAGUUAAAAGUAUAACUGUGCCAAUAUCAACCUUUCCACCAACGGCAAUGGUUUACAACAUAACAAAAACAAAUCCAGACAAGCACAGUGAUGACGAGAGUGACGACGGUAAACCACAAAUAGAUGUAGUUUCAGCAGCAAUUAUGGCCAAAGUCCUUGAGGAUCGGGAAAAGGAUCGUUUACUUGCUAAACAUUGUUCAACGUGUGUUUGUCAUAAGUCGAUUUUAACCGUUGAUUCCCAUACACAAACUAAUCCCGAUAAUAUUAUUUGUAAUAAGGUGCAAACUAGUCCAAAUAAUAACAGUAAUAAUAAUAAUAAUAGUAAUACUAAUAAUAACAAUAACAAUAAUAAUUACGAUUUAUGUAAAAGUGAUGAAACAAAAUGUCAAAGUUUGAAUGUUAAUAAAACAGGCGUAUGCACAAAAGUAAAUCAGGAUUUGCCAUCACAAAUAAAAAUUGAACGUCAAUCUAAAUCAACGCUUAAAAUAAAACAAAAUAAUAAACCCAAGAGGAUAGAAAUUCCAAUUGACAAUAUAGUAAUACAAAAAUCACAGGGUCAAGUUAAUCCUGUUGAUAUAAUAAACGAACGAAUAUGGCGAAAUAAUUGGAGCAAAUCGAAAUUGAAUUCUCCCCAGCUAGAAGCCAACAGCGAAUCGAAUAGUAAAAGUGACAUUCAUUUGGACGUAAUAAAUGAACGAAUUUGGAAGACAGAACCCCGUAAUAAUAUUAAUAACAAUAACAAUAACCAUAAUAAUAACAAUAAUAAUAAUAAUAACAACAACAACAACAACAAUAGCAAUCAUAGUAAUCAGGUGACAGUAAUCGAAGUUUCAAAUGAAGACACUGCGAAUCAAUCGCCAGAUUUUGCAGUAAGUCCGAGUUUUAGCAAUGACAGCGUUCUGAUGUCAAGCUCUGAGCCGUCAAGUAGCUCGAGUGAUCUAGUCCAAAUUAAUAAUGAAAAGCGACGACUACUCAGUCCAGUAAAUAAAGACCGUGUUAUUGGCCCGAGGAACUGUUUGAUGCGCGUGAGUCGUGAGGGAUCGAAAAAUAUUUUGCUAGACAACGCCGGUCAAUAUCAGACAGUUCUUUAUACGAGCUCUGGAAGUGGUAGCGGAAGUGCCAAUCAAACAAAUACAGCUCUCGUACACAAUCUUGCUAAAUCAACACGUUCUGGUAGAUCGCUGUCGACUAGCAGUGAAGAAGCUCUUCCUAUUUUAUCGAACGAUGCAACACAAUUACAGAGGGUGGCUGAGUGGGUUCAGUCAUCUGUUGGAGUUAAAAAAAUUCCGCAUACAAGAAACAGUAAUAGCAUUAUUAGUAAUACUAAUAAUAUAAAUAUUAAUAAUAAUAAUAAUAACAAUAAUAAUAAUAAUAUUAAUAAUACUGGUAUUAAGCCGAGCACAUCCAGUGAUAAUCUGACACAGCCACAAAAUAUCAAGAGCACAAAAUCGUCUUGUAUUAUUGAAAUACCGAAUACUGAUGAUCAUAUUAAUGAAAAUAAUUCAUUGAAGACGGCGUUCGAUAGUAAUAAAAGUAUCGCCAAUGAACUGGUUAUUAAAACACACGCGAUUGAUAAGAAAAGUUUAUUAAGUUGCAAUAAAAAACCAGAGAAUGAACAAGUUAAGGAUUUGAUUUGUUUCGACUCGACAAACGAAGACGACGGAGAGGACGAGGAUGGAAGAAAAAAUAAUUGGACAAGUAAUGAAAAAAAAUUAACAAGUGGUGAAGAUUGCGAAGUUAAAAUAACCAAAGAAAUGGAGGAAACUUAUUUGAAAUUAGCUGCCAGUCUUGAUCCCCGUACAUUGCGUUUGCCUACUAAUGUAAAUGCUGAUCUGACGAUUGAAAAGUAUCGUAAGGAUCAUAAAAAAAUUUAUAUGCAAAAAAUACAGGAAAAAACGGAAACUAAUACAUAACGUCGAGCUAUAAUACGUAUUAUUAAUACUGCUGUUACUGCUGCUUCUUCUUAUUCUUAUUCUUGUUCGAAUUCUUCGUCACCUUGUUCUACUUUUUCAUCAACUUUGUCAUCAAACUCGUUGACUUGUGAUCACAAUUCUGUACAAUAUUUUAUUUAUAAAUCAAGUCCUUGUGUUAAAAAAUAUUUAUUACGUGAUAAUGAUAAUUGAAGCCCGAAAUUAUAAUAUUUUAUUUUAUUAUUAUUAUUAUUAUUAAUUUGUUUUAAUAAUUUUUUAUAUAAAAUUAUUAUUAUUGUAGAUUGAUUAGAUUUAAUAGUUUAGAAAUUAUACCCUUUAAAAUGUAAUUUUAUACAAAUUUUUUAUAAUUUAUAAACUAUUGAACUCUAGAUCAUUAUAAUUUUAUUAAACAAAACAAAAAAAAUGAUAUAUAUUUACAAUUAAAAUUACCUCAACAAAAAAAUGAAAUAUAUAUAUAAAUACCUGUAUAGACACAAACUUUCGGGCUUUAAUUUAAUAAAUUAAUCAAAUAUAUUUACUUAAAAUUAAAAAUUAUAAUUAAGUAGCAAAUAUAAAAGCUAAUUUAUGCAAAACCGCUUAUUUUAAAAAAAUAAUUCGGCCUAUAAAAUCGAAAUUUUCUCUCAUUAAAUACGUGAUAUUUAAUAUACAUCUUUAGUUUGAAUUUAAAAAACAAAAUAACUAAACAUACAUACAUACAUACAUAAAUAAGUGAAAUUACGAGAGAAAAUAUUUAUGCUAAGAAGUUAUUUAAAAAUAAAAAUGUAAUUUAUUUAGCCGGAAGUUUAAUAAGUGCCGCUGUUGCUAUAAUAAAUAAUGAAAAAAAUAAUAAUAAAAUAAAAUCUGAAAGAAAAUCAAUAUUAAAAAACAUUGUAUGAGAAUUAUUAUCCAGGGUACAAUGAAUACUAAUAAACUCAUAUGGUUUGUAUGCUAAUAUAAACAUAAUGACAAUACCAUGGCUGAUUAUAAGCUACCCUUAUUAUUAUUAUUAUUAUUAUUGUUUAUAUUAUA
Microplitis mediator is the source of this 3846-nucleotide messenger RNA. RefSeq lists its product as uncharacterized. Lineage: Eukaryota; Metazoa; Arthropoda; Insecta; Hymenoptera; Braconidae. The transcript has 4 exons. The record is from RefSeq and is a predicted model, not a curated record. Bases 340 to 2820 code for a protein of 826 amino acids.